Parascedosporium putredinis is the source of this 1509-nucleotide messenger RNA. The record is from the annotation of a GenBank genome assembly. Lineage: Eukaryota; Fungi; Ascomycota; Sordariomycetes; Microascales; Microascaceae.
AUGGCUGAUCUCAAGGUCCAACUCACAGCGCCAAACGGCAAGACUUACACGCAACCCACGGGCUUGUUUAUAAACAACGAGUUCGUAGCCUCUGGUUCUGGCCAGACAAUUACUUCCACGGACCCAGCUACCGAACAAGACAUCGCGACGGUCCAUGCCGCAACCGCGGAGGACGUCGACAAAGCCGUCCGCGCAGCUCAUGCGGCACUGAACGACCCAAAAUGGAAGAAGCUAGCCACUUCAGACCGAGGAGUCUUGAUGUAUAAGCUGGCAGAGCUUAUUGAAUCUAACCAGGAGUUGCUCGCUACUAUUGAUGCGUGGGACAAUGGCAAGCCAUAUCGAGAUGCAUUGACGGGCGACCUUCCCGAGGCCAUUGGCGUGAUUCGCUACUAUGCCGGCUGGUGCGAUAAAAUCUACGGACAGACCAUUCCCUUGCCCAACAAGCUGGCCUACACGCUCCGCCAGCCUAUUGGCGUCGUGGGCCAGAUUAUCCCCUGGAACUACCCGCUUUCCAUGGCGAGCUGGAAACUGGGCCCGGCACUGGCCUGUGGAAACACAAUCGUGAUCAAGGCAGCCGAGCAAACACCCCUGAGCAUCCUCGUCCUCGCUGACCUCAUCAAGCAGGCCGGGUUCCCGCCGGGUGUGGUGAACGUGAUUAAUGGCUUGGGCAAGGAGGCUGGUGCGGCCUUGGUCCAGCAUCCGCUGGUGGACAAGGUGGCAUUCACGGGAUCUACGGCGACUGCCACCCAGGUGAUGAAGAUGGCCUCAGCAACGCUCAAGAAUAUCACUCUCGAGACGGGCGGCAAGUCCCCACUUGUCGUCUUCGAGGACGCGGACCUCGAAGAGGCUGUGAAGUGGUCCCACAUGGGCAUCAUGUCGAACCAGGGCCAGAUAUGCACGGCGACAUCUCGGAUCCUCGUCCAAAAGGGCAUCUACGACAAAUUCGUGGCCCGCUUCAUCGAGGAAGUCAAGACCACGAGCAAAGUCGGCCAUCAGUGGGAUACCGAAACCUACCAGGGUCCGCAGGUGACCAAGCAGCAGUACGACCGCGUCCUCUCGUACAUCGAGUCCGGCCGCCAAUCAGGCGCGACCGUGGCCACAGGCGGCCAGGCGCUCACCGAAAUCGGCGGCGGGAAGGGAUACUUUAUCGCACCUACGGUUUUCACGCAUGUCAAGCAAGAUAUGCCCAUCUGGCGUGAGGAGAUUUUCGGCCCGGUCGUUGUAAUUUCCGAGUUUGGAGAAGAGGACAAUGCUGUGCGCAUCGCAAACGACACCACUUACGGUCUCGGUGCCGCCGUCUUUACCACCGACUUGGAAAGGGCUCACCGGGUUGCGAGUGAGAUCCAGGCAGGAAUGGUUUGGAUUAACAGUAGUCAGGAUUGCGAUCCGAGGGUGCCUUUUGGCGGAGUAAAGCAGAGCGGAAUUGGCCGAGAGCUCGGCGAGGCGGGGUUGGAGGCGUACUCCCAGAUUAAAGCGAUUCAUAUCAACCUAGGGAAUAGGUUGUCUUGA